Antechinus flavipes (yellow-footed antechinus) is the source of this 1640-nucleotide messenger RNA. RefSeq names its product V-set and immunoglobulin domain containing 2 (gene VSIG2). NCBI's taxonomy places the organism in Eukaryota, Metazoa, Chordata, Mammalia, Dasyuromorphia, Dasyuridae. The record is from RefSeq and is a predicted model, not a curated record. The coding region runs from base 584 to 1573 and encodes 329 amino acids. The transcript is spliced from 7 exons.
GUCUCUGUCCAAGAACCAGUAGCUAUCUAUGUAAUAAGCAUAGUGCCUCAGUGCCACUAUGUCUGUCACACUAAUAUUAUAUUCACCAAAAUAGCAGUUAAAGAAUGCAAAAUAUUCACUUGUGUAUUAUUUCGCAUAUAACAAUGCUAUUAUUUCUCCGAGUCAGAUUGAAGAGGAACUUCUUGAAUCCUUCCUCUGAUUUCAGACUGCCCUCCUGCAAUGAAUUUCCCUACUCCUAGCCCCUAGUUUUCUUAUUGUCCCCAGCCUCCAAUCCAUCAUUCCUCAUUGUCCUUCACACUUGUUGUUGUGUAGCAUGUUGAGUUGAUUACACCUGGAAAAGCUUGAGAUUGGGCUUCUUUUUUGUGGACCCAACCUAUCCUGGCAUUGAUUCCAAAUAUGGACUUCCCAAGGUUUUUCUGCUCUCCCCAGUGCUUUUCUUUCCAGGUAAAGCACCAUUUCCUGAAGGUGCCAGGCCUGGCCUCUCCCUCUUGUUUGCUCUUUGUGCUAGUCAGUCCCACUUACCUCUGUGCACAGUCCACCCGGGGUUCUCCUCCCACACAGAGAAGGACAGCCCAAGGCAGCUAUGGCUUGGCUCCCUGGAUCGCUGGUGUUUUGGACAAUGCUGACCCUCAUCUACCUGAUCGCCCCAGGCUGCUUUGUGGAAGUGAAAGUGCCAGUUGAACCCCUGAGCAAACCUGCUGGUGGGACUGCCGAGCUGACCUGUAGUUACUCCACAUCUGUGGGUGAAAACUUUGCGCUGAAAUGGAGUUUUAUCCAGCCUGGCAAUCCCCUCUCUUCAGCUGAGACUAUCCUAUAUUUCACCAAUAAGGAGCUAUAUCGGACGGGUCCCCAGGCAAAGAGGGUCACUCUGCUGCAGAAUCCCCCUACAGGAGGGGUAGCCACACUUCGACUGUCAGACACUCGAUCUUCAGAUACUGGAACCUAUCUCUGCCAGGUCAACAAUCCGCCAGACUUCCACAGCAAUGGUCUGGGGAUGGUCAAUCUCACAGUGCUGGUACCCCCGACAAAGCCCACAUGUGGACAAAGUGGGCAUAUUUCUGUAGGAGGGGGUGCUGCUUUGAGCUGCAGUUCUUCAGGGGGUGCCCCCCGACCUGUGUACACCUGGGUUCGGUUGGGUUCCAUUCCUACACCAGCUCCCGGCAGCAUGGUACAAGAUGAGGUCUCUGGUCGGCUCAUCCUCACCAACCUUUCUCUCUCUUCCUCCGGAGUCUAUCGCUGUGUGGCUGCCAAUCAGUUAGGCAGUGCUUUCUGUGAACUGACCCUUGAAGUGGCUGACCCUUCCAAGGGCCGGGUUGCAGGGGCUGUGAUAGGUAUCCUCCUGGGUUUGCUGUUCUUGGUGGUAGGUGUAUUCUGCCUACUGAAGUUCCAGAAGCAGAGGAGUAAGAAGCCAACAGAGAUAUAUGGGGGCAAUGACCUUAGAGAGGAUGCCAAGGCCCCAGGGGUUUAUGACUCACUACCCCGGAGAGGCAUUUCAGAUGUUGGGCUACUGGAGAGGUGCCCUUCUGCCAGCACUGUGACCACCACCAAGUCCAAGCUCCCCAUGAUUGUGUGACAACCUCUCAUGCUUUACUGCUUCUUUCCUCAGGGAUUUGGAUUUAUAAAUUAAAUUCCUUAUCUUA